AUGCCCAAGGAAAAGAUCCACAUCUCGCUCGUCGUCAUCGGUCACGUCGAUGCCGGUAAGUCGACGACGACCGGUCACUUGAUCUACAAGUGCGGCGGUAUCGACAAGCGUACGAUCGAGAAGUUCGAGAAGGAAGCCCUCGAGCUCGGCAAGUCGUCGUUCAAGUACGCCUGGGUCCUUGACAACCUCAAGGCCGAGCGCGAACGUGGUAUCACGAUCGACAUUGCCCUCUGGAAGUUCGAGUCGCCCAAGUACUUCUUCACGGUCAUUGAUGCCCCGGGUCACCGCGAUUUCAUCAAGAACAUGAUCACGGUUCGAGGCCGGUAUCUCGAAGGAGGCCAGACGCGCGAGCACGCGCUCCUCGCCUUCACGCUCGGCGUGCGCCAGAUGAUCGUCGCCAUCAACAAGAUGGACGACUCGUCGGUCAUGUACGGCCAGGCCCGUUACGAGGAAAUCAAGGAGGAAGUCUCGAACUACCUCAAGAAGGUCGGCUACAAGCCCGCCAAGCGCCCCACCGACAAGGCCCUCCGCCUCCCGCUCCAGGAUGUUUACAAGAUUGGCGGUAUUGGCACGGUCCCGGUCGGCCGUGUCGAGACGGGUGUCCUCAAGCCCGGCAUGGUCGUCCAGUUCGGCCCCGUCGGCCUCCAGACGGAAGUCAAGUCGGUCGAGAUGCACCACGAGUCGCUCCCCGAGGCUGUCCCGGGUGACAACGUCGGCUUCAACGUCAAGAACGUGUCGGUCAAGGAACUCCGCCGUGGUUACGUCGCUUCGGACUCGAAGAACGACCCCGCCAAGGGCACGGAGAACUUCACCGCCCAGGUGAUUGUCCUCAACCACCCCGGCCAGAUCGGCAACGGCUACUCGCCGGUGCUUGAUUGCCACACGGCCCACGUCGCCUGCAAGUUCAAGGAGAUCACGCAGAAGAUGGAUCGCCGUUCGGGUAAGGUCCUCGAAGAGAACCCCAAGUUCGUCAAGUCGGGUGAUGCCUGCAUGGUCAUCCUCGAGCCCACGAAGCCCAUGACGGUCGAGUCGUUCCAGGAGUACCCGCCCCUCGGUCGUUUCGCCGUCCGUGAUAUGCGCCAGACGGUCGCCGUCGGUGUCAUCCACGGCGUCGUCAAGAAGGAGGCUGCCGGCAAGGGCGGCAAGAAGAAGUAA
This is a messenger RNA of Saprolegnia parasitica CBS 223.65, 1155 nucleotides long. RefSeq names its product elongation factor 1-alpha 1. Gene Ontology annotation, biological process: translation; translational elongation. Bases 1 to 1155 code for a protein of 384 amino acids. The transcript has 3 exons. Gene Ontology annotation, molecular function: GTPase activity; GTP binding; translation elongation factor activity. Lineage: Eukaryota; Oomycota; Saprolegniomycetes; Saprolegniales; Saprolegniaceae. The record is from RefSeq and is a predicted model, not a curated record.